This is a messenger RNA of Armigeres subalbatus, 1104 nucleotides long. RefSeq names its product probable methyltransferase-like protein 15 homolog. The record is from RefSeq and is a predicted model, not a curated record. Gene Ontology annotation, biological process: rRNA base methylation. Bases 1 to 1074 code for a protein of 357 amino acids. Gene Ontology annotation, molecular function: rRNA (cytosine-N4-)-methyltransferase activity. The transcript has a single exon. NCBI's taxonomy places the organism in Eukaryota, Metazoa, Arthropoda, Insecta, Diptera, Culicidae.
AUGAAAAUGAUUACCAGAAAAACUAUCGGUAAGUUUUGUUUAGUAUUAGGUGGUAAGAUGCAAGCAAGUACCAAAACUCCUCACGUUCCGGUGAUGGCUGAUGAAACGAUAAAAUUCCUAAAACCGCAAAACAACGAGCUGUUUUUGGACAUGACAUUUGGAGCUGGUGGUCAUACGAAAGAGAUUCUUAAAGUAGCCCCCAGUGCGAAAAUCAUAGCAUUAGAUCGUGACCCAACGGCUUACGAAAUGGCACUGGAAUUAGCCAAGCAGUACCCAGAUCAAAUAUUCCCAGUUUUGGGAAGGUUUUCUGAUCUUCCAGAACAGCUGUCAACGAUGAAGGUAAAGCAAAAAUCGUUCGAUGGAAUUAUAUUCGAUUUUGGAUGUUCAUCCAUGCAGUUUGACGAAGGUUGUCGUGGGUUUUCUAUAAGCAAAGAUGGGCCUUUGGAUAUGCGAAUGGAUCAAAACCGUUUGCAGGAUAUUCCCUCUGCCGCUGAGGUACUCGCAAAAAUUGACGAGACGGAUUUGGCACAAGUUUUGAAAAUUUACGGUGAAGAGAAACAUGCAAAGAAGAUAGCUCGAGCUAUCGUGGAUGCUCGAUAUACGAACAAGAAAAUUGAAACUACCAAAGAGCUUGCUGAUGUAGUGCAAUCUUGUCUCGGUAGCGGCAGUUUUCAUCUGGACAAGCUCCAGCGGCCAAGUCACCCCGCAACCAAGACCUUCCAAGCGUUAAGAAUAUUCGUAAACAACGAAUUAAACGAGAUCAACUAUGGAAUGAUUCUAGCGCAGCGAUAUCUGAAGAUUGGUGGUAAAAUGAUCGCGAUCACUUUCCAUUCGCUCGAGGACACCAUAGUGAAGCGACAUGUAAUGGGAAAUGUGCUGAAUGACAUGGCCAAUAAGUUGCCUCUGAAGUACUGUAGCCACUCGGUGAGCUACGAGCAUGAUGAAAUGGAGAACGCGAUGAAAACUCCCUGGUAUCAGAUGACGAAGCAUGUGGUUUUACCAAGUUUCGAUGAAGUGGAGCGGAACCCUCGAAGCCGAUCUGCAAAGUUACGAGCCGUGGUCCGUGUAGCAUAAAUAGGUGAAGAAAUAUAUUUUUUUAUAGAA